AUGGGAUCUCUCUGCUUCUCCUCGGCCUCAAUUCUUCGUUGCGAAUCUUUCACCACACUCGAGUCCCAGCUACUCAUAAUUCCGACUGCGUUGGAGCUUUUGUUUACGGCGUCGGUGAUAUUCAAAAACUGGGGGACUGGUCGGAGGCAUCUGCUUCUCACAGCCGAAGGAUGGACUUACUUCGCGCUCGCCUUACUUGAGUUGCUCUCCCACAACAUCCCCGCUGUGCGGGACAAUGUUUCUGUGUUCAGUGUAGUGGAUAUAGUGCUGGGUGCAACUUCUUUUAUUCCGAUUUUCUUCUACACGUUAUUCCUAUACUUAUUCACACGCGGAGAACUCGUCAAUACCCUUCCUCGACGUUUUCAAAACGUCUCCAGCAUCUUGCUCUUCUUCUUUAUCCCUACCAUCGUCGCCGUCAAUGAAUUAGCAUCCUUCAUAGGGGUAUCCCGGCGUACGCUCAACAUCGACGGAAAGGAAGUCGUUGCAAUCGGCUUCAAGACCUUCAACGACCAACAACUAUGGACAUUCCUCACAAGCAUCACCCUCGCUCUCCUCACCGCCUACCAGGCAAUCAACUUUUGCUUCGCCUUCUAUCGACUGAUCCGAGCAUUUAUUGACCAACGCCGAAUAGAAACAACCUCGACGGACCAAGCUCAUCCUAUCCGAGGCAUUGGAUGGAUCUCUGCUGCCUUCAAAUUUGGAGCGAUUGAAACUGUUAUCGGUUUUGCGCAGGACAGUGGAUUUGGUGGUGCCUUGACCCGACGCAUUUUUCGUUUACUGUCGCGCGCGUUCCUCGUCAUUGGCGCUAUAAAAGGACUCGAUCGUAUCGACGACUUCACGGAAAUUACAAAGGAAUUGAAUGCAAAUCGGCCUAUGCGACGCUCCCGAAUGGCCGUUUUGAUCUCCAACCCGCGUUUUAGCACCUUUCAACAGUUGACACCAACCGCCUCUCAAUUUUACGAUGCGAGAAAAGACCUACCUCCGCAGCAACCACAAAUGGCUGAAUUCUCUCAACUCAGACGUGAUGCAACAAUCGCCGAGCGACAACCCCCGCAACCUUUGUUGCGAACGAUGACGCAAGCUUCACAAAUGACGGCUGCUACGCAGUUUACACAAGAGAGCUUGACCCACCUUCGGCCGCGAGAAAGGGUCACAGUUCAUUAUGGAAGUGGUCUGCCGCCGACUCUGUCCAUGCGAUUCUCUGGUCUUGAUAUGCCAAGUCCCGCGGUCAUCGCCGAGAGUGUCAAAGCCCGCCCUGUGUCGUCAAGUUGGGUGUCUAUCGCACAGUCUUCUCGCUAUGCCCCAAGCGCUACUGUCCCUUCAUUUGCAUUCGAUGCACCGCCUGUGCCCAUAACAUAUCCAGAAUUCAUCUACGGCCCCGGCGUCGAAACGACUCCCCGCCAGCACCAGCGCGCUGUAUCGGAAUUCAGUGUCCGAAGCUCUACUUAUCCUGACUCCUUGCAUGCUGUCCACGAGCUGGCGGGUCAAUUCCCAGGCACUCCGUUCCAACAAUCCUCCCCAAUGGUGGAGAAGAGCGAAUGGCACGAUGAUCCUGAGUCACCAGAACCCGUCUACCACUAUCAAUACGAUGGUCAACCAACUUCGCCUGGACGUCCACAUGCUUACUCUCCCCCCGUCGUCAACCCUCAGACCCCUCUUCGCCAACAUCGGAUAACCCAGAGCGAUACCACACUGGGCACUUCUCCACAGACGGGUCUCGCCUAUCUUUCUCCAUUCGCAGAAUUGAGCUCUACCCCUGCGACAGAAGUCAGCAGUGAAGAUCCGUUCCAGUAUGACAAUCGCAAGCAGCCUGGCAUCGUGCAAGCAGUGAAAUUGGAGGAUGGACCUCAAAAUGGCGGAAUGCCAUAUGAGCGUACAUCUGCUGCUCUGUUACAGAUGACCCAGCGUGAAGACGUGGAUUGGACUCCUGCCGGAUUCACUCCUGAUAUCCUUCCUGCUGCUUCGAAUCCAUCUCUUUCCUCGCGACGCACCCUGAAGAAGAAACGACAACCGGGCAUGACAUCUGCAACUACGGACACUUUUGCCAAACCUUGGUUAGAGGACGACCCAGAAGAAUACAACAACGAUGAACAACGUAUAGUUGGUCCAGCGCGCGUCAAGAGCGUUGGCCGUCAGCGGGCACCUCAAAAGGCGACACCUGUUCCUGUCAAUACGAAGCAUGGCCUAACGAGGGGGAGCGUUUACAUCCAACCUAUCACUGUUCCUCCUCAAGAAUUUCACACGGAGGUGCAGAUUGUCCAGGGCGGCAGUAGUGCAGAUAGCUACCAGAGUGAGUUUACUGAGAAUCGAAACUAG
Messenger RNA from Mycena indigotica, 2316 nucleotides. RefSeq lists its product as uncharacterized. The record is from RefSeq and is a predicted model, not a curated record. Lineage: Eukaryota; Fungi; Basidiomycota; Agaricomycetes; Agaricales; Mycenaceae. The transcript has 5 exons. Bases 1 to 2316 code for a protein of 771 amino acids.